GCAGAUCUGGCCGUGGCCCCCCUGACCAUCACCCAUGUUCGAGAGAAGGCCAUCGACUUCUCCAAGCCCUUCAUGACACUCGGUGUGAGCAUCCUGUAUCGAAAGCCCAAUGGCACCAACCCCAGCGUCUUCUCCUUCCUCAAUCCCCUGUCCCCAGACAUCUGGAUGUAUGUGCUCCUCGCCUACCUGGGGGUCAGCUGUGUCCUCUUCGUCAUCGCCAGGUUCAGCCCUUAUGAGUGGUACGAUGCUCACCCCUGCAACCCUGGCUCCGAGGUGGUGGAAAAUAACUUCACUCUGCUUAACAGCUUCUGGUUUGGAAUGGGAUCCCUGAUGCAACAAGGGUCUGAGCUGAUGCCCAAAGCCCUAUCCACACGCAUCAUUGGUGGCAUCUGGUGGUUCUUCACGCUCAUCAUCAUCUCUUCCUACACGGCCAACCUGGCUGCCUUUCUGACCGUGGAGCGCAUGGAAUCACCCAUUGACUCUGCUGACGACCUGGCCAAGCAAACCAAAAUCGAGUAUGGGGCUGUCAAGGACGGGGCCACCAUGACCUUCUUCAAGAAAUCCAAGAUCUCCACCUUCGAGAAGAUGUGGGCCUUCAUGAGCAGCAAGCCCUCGGCGCUGGUGAAGAACAACGAGGAGGGCAUCCAGAGGGCCCUGACGGCCGACUACGCGCUGCUCAUGGAGUCCACCACCAUCGAGUACGUCACGCAGAGGAACUGCAACCUCACCCAGAUCGGGGGCCUCAUUGACUCCAAGGGCUACGGCAUCGGCACGCCCAUGGGCUCCCCAUACCGGGACAAGAUCACCAUCGCCAUCCUGCAGCUUCAGGAGGAGGACAAGCUGCACAUCAUGAAGGAGAAAUGGUGGCGGGGCAGCGGGUGCCCUGAGGAGGAAAACAAAGAGGCCAGCGCCCUGGGGAUCCAGAAGAUCGGGGGCAUCUUCAUUGUCCUGGCCGCCGGGCUGGUCCUCUCUGUGCUGGUGGCCGUGGGCGAGUUUGUGUACAAGCUCCGCAAAACAGCAGAGAGAGAGCAGGUAAGCCUUAGAGCUUGGAGCCUGCACAGGACGGGGAAGGAGAUUCACGCUGACUUCACCCCUCUAUGUGCCAGGCACACAAUGGUGUCUCACCUCACAACAGCUCACCCUGUAUCCAGUGGGCCAGCAAGCCCUGCCACUCUACCUCUGUCCUGACCUAGCACUUUUUUCCAUCGCUGUUGCCCCACCCCAGGCCAAGCCCCAUCACCUCCUGCCUGGAUUAUGCCGCAGCCUUCAAACUGGCCUUCCAGCCUCCAUGGUUCCCCAGCACCAUCCACAAUUCACACAGCAACCGGUGCCGUGUUUAAAACUUAAUUCAAACCAUAUCUUUUUCCUGCAUAAAACCCUCCAGGGUAAUUGUU
This is a messenger RNA of Piliocolobus tephrosceles (Ugandan red Colobus), 1394 nucleotides long. Its product is annotated as glutamate receptor ionotropic, kainate 3. Gene Ontology annotation, biological process: monoatomic ion transport. The record is from RefSeq and is a predicted model, not a curated record. Gene Ontology annotation, molecular function: ligand-gated monoatomic ion channel activity; signaling receptor activity. Lineage: Eukaryota; Metazoa; Chordata; Mammalia; Primates; Cercopithecidae. Gene Ontology annotation, cellular component: membrane. Bases 73 to 1188 code for a protein of 371 amino acids. The transcript has 5 exons.